GUGUGCCUUUCCUGGCCAAAUACAUCAAAAUCAAAAUUAAAUUCCACAAAAAUCUCACUUCAAGUCUAACAGUUGAGACAGUGAGUAUAUAUCUAUCUAUCUCAUAUAAUGACAUUUUAUAGUUCAUAUUUGGGAAACAAAUUUCCAAAAGCUUUGGUUUUGAGCAACAAGACUAAUACUUUUUUAAAAACCCAUUCAAGAUUCUGGGUUUCUUUUCAUAAUCUCAAUCACCCAAAAUCUAGAAACCCCAUUUGUUGUGUCUCAAAUUCAACUCAUUUUUCUGAAGAAAUGGAGAAAAAGGCCAAUUGGGUUGGCCCAGAUGAGAAAUAUUGUAAAGAAUUGGAAAUUGCUGUGAAAGCUGUUCAUGUUGCUUGUUUACUUUGUUCUAAAGUUCAAGAAAGUUUGAUUUUUAAUGGAAAUGAUGAUAAUGUUCAAGCUAAAGAUGAUAAUUCUCCUGUUACAAUUGCUGAUUGGAGUGUGCAGGCAACUGUUAGCUGGAUAUUAUCCCAAGCAUUUGGAGCCGAAAAUGUAUCAAUUGUUGCAGAAGAAGACGUUGAAUCCCUCUCAAAACCUAAUGCCACUACCAUUCUAUCAUCUGUAGUAAAAACUGUCAAUGCUUCCCUAUCAUCAGCAUCCAACUUUGGUGUUGAACCUCCAUUAAGAAAGCUUGAAACCACUGAAGUUCUGGAGGCCAUUAGUCGGUGCAACUCUAGCGGCGGGCCUACAGGGAGAUUUUGGGUACUCGACCCUGUUGAUGGUACUCUUGGAUUUGUUCGUGGAGACCAGUAUGCUAUUGCUCUAGCACUAGUUGAAAACGGAGAAGUUGUUCUCGGGGUUCUUGGGUGCCCAAAUUACCCGAUGAACAAAGAGUGGUUAAAUUACCAAAAUGGGUAUCGAAGGAUUCUUUCAAGAUUGACCAAGUCAAACUCUGAAAGUUGGGAUAGUAAGGGGUGUGUGCUUUACACAAAGAAAGGUAGCAAGAAAGCAUGGAUGCAACCGUUACUAAGUGGAGAUACAAGUUUUGUGUGGCCAAACUCAGCGAGGCCAGUCAAGGUGUCAGCUAUAGAUAAUCCUGUUUUGGCUACGUUUUGUGAACCUGUGGAGAAGGCAAACUCAAGCCACUCGUUCACGCAAGGGUUAGCUCAUAGUGUUGGACUCAGAAACCAACCACUACGAGUAUACAGUAUGGUGAAAUACGCAGCCAUUGCUCGUGGAGAUGCAGAGAUCUUCAUGAAGUUUGCUAGAGCUGGAUACAAAGAGAAGAUAUGGGAUCAUGCGGCUGGAGUUGUCAUCAUUGAAGAAGCCGGCGGUGUUGUAACUGAUGCUGGUGGUCGGAGACUUGACUUCUCUAAAGGUAUGUAUUUGCAAGGACUAGAUAGAGGUAUAAUCGCUUGUGCUAAUGCCACCCUACAUGAAAAAAUCAUGAGAGCCGUGGAUGCUAGCUGGAACUCUUCUUGCCUUUGAUCUAUCUCAUUGUUUGAUUUUCCCUGGCCUGUUGGAUGUUGUAUGAUACAUCUUGUUGUAUGAUACACCUUCAAAUCUUUUGCAAAAUAUGAUAAAAGGGUGAAAAUGGUUGUUUCAUAGAUAUAAUAAUGUAUAAAUAUAAUGUUUUCACCCAUGUGUUCUUAUAAAAGGUAUGUACUCUAUUAAUAAUGUUAUAUUUCAGUUAGAUUUACAUAUGUA
Erigeron canadensis is the source of this 1683-nucleotide messenger RNA. RefSeq names its product PAP-specific phosphatase HAL2-like. NCBI's taxonomy places the organism in Eukaryota, Viridiplantae, Streptophyta, Magnoliopsida, Asterales, Asteraceae. The transcript is spliced from 3 exons. The coding region runs from base 109 to 1464 and encodes 451 amino acids. The record is from RefSeq and is a predicted model, not a curated record. Gene Ontology annotation, molecular function: 3'(2'),5'-bisphosphate nucleotidase activity. Gene Ontology annotation, biological process: phosphatidylinositol phosphate biosynthetic process; sulfate assimilation.